AUGGUCUGUUACUUCAGCAUAGAUCUUGGCCAAUUAAAAACAAGUCCAGGAUUUAUCAGUGAGUGGCUACUCCAGGGGGAAGUUGGAGGUUUGAAUACAGAGAACAGCUACAAUUAUAAAAAGUUUACAUUAGAUGUUACUGUUAGAGAUUGCUCUUUGGAGAGUUCAGCCACAACCUACAGGGAGCUUCCCUCUGUUACACCAGAUUAUAAAAAUGGGUCUCCCAAUACAAGAGCAGGAAAUGGAUUUGCUGGUGCAGGUGAUUCAAUUAUGAUCAUAUGUGUCAGUUAUUUCAGGUCAUUAAAGUUUUCAUCCAAAUCCAACCAGUGGAAGGCACUGAACAGGAUCCCUGUGUCAAAGUUCUAUCAGGCGUACACCAACGGGAGGUCUGACCAGGACCUCAACCCGUUAAAUUCCGACACAGCUAACGAUGUGGGUCUACAGAACCAGACCCCGGUCACCUAUUUCAUUAUUAAGGGGAUUUCCGAUGUCCCGGAGCUCCAGGCCUUGGUCUUCCUCGUUGUCCUGGCCAUCUAUCUUAUCACAGUGAGUGGAAACUCAACUAUUCUACUGCUGGUCUGCCUGGACCCUCACCUACACACUCCCAUGUACUUCUUUCUGGGCAACUUGUCCUUUCUUGAUGUGUUCUGCCUGACGAUCACAUUACAUAAAAUACUUUUAUCUUACAUGAUGGGAGAUAAAACUGUUUCCUUCAUCAACUGUAUGUCACAACUGUACCUCUUUUCCUCCCUGACCUGCAAUGAGCUGUUGCUACUGACUGCCAUGAGCUACGACCGGUACGUGGCUAUAUGCAACCCUUUCCACUACCACGCGGUUAUGAACAGACAAAUCUGCAUUCUCUUGGCUUCAGUCUGCUGGAUCCUAGGCUUUGUAGAAGUUAUACCGCACAUGUGGGCCAUAUCACGCUUUUCAUGCUACAAGUCCAAUGAGAUAAACCACUACUUUUGUGACAUUUUGCCAAUCAUGAAACUGUCCUGCAGUGACACCACUCUACUGAAGCUUAUUAUUUUUGUUGAGGGGCUUUUACUUGUCAGCUUUACCCCCUUCCUUCUUACCUUCAUCUCCUACGUCUUCAUUAUUGCCACCAUCCUGAGGAUCCGUUCCAGCUUUGGAAGACGUAAGGCCUUCUACACGUGUUCCUCACACCUCACGGUCGUGAUCCUUCUCUACAUGAGCCUGGUCUGCCAGUAUCUCAGGCCAAGCUCCACAGACACCUUGAAUUCCAACAAGCUCUUCUCCUUAUUUAACACAGCUGCCGUCCCUGUCCUAAAUCCAUUUAUCUACAGCUUGAAAAACAAAGACGUGAAGUCAGCAGUGAGAAGGCAGCUGAAAUGGCUAAUGUCAGUAUAAACUAGGUGUUACAGGUUUUAUUCCAAAG
This is a messenger RNA of Pseudophryne corroboree (corroboree frog), 1399 nucleotides long. RefSeq names its product olfactory receptor 2AP1-like. Bases 1 to 1371 code for a protein of 456 amino acids. The transcript has 4 exons. Gene Ontology annotation, biological process: G protein-coupled receptor signaling pathway. Gene Ontology annotation, cellular component: membrane. Gene Ontology annotation, molecular function: G protein-coupled receptor activity; olfactory receptor activity; odorant binding. The record is from RefSeq and is a predicted model, not a curated record. NCBI's taxonomy places the organism in Eukaryota, Metazoa, Chordata, Amphibia, Anura, Myobatrachidae.